Molecule: messenger RNA, 575 nt
Organism: Pocillopora verrucosa
Lineage: Eukaryota; Metazoa; Cnidaria; Anthozoa; Scleractinia; Pocilloporidae
Source: RefSeq, a predicted model, not a curated record
CUUUUCCAUCAGUUUUGUUGAAAAGCUAAAGAGCUGGACUUAAAUAGGAAAUGCUAUUGAGAAUUGUUCUAUCCUAGACAAAAACGUCAGUGUAUCGACUCAGGAUCCUGCCGUUUAAGCGAAAUGAAGUCGGCAGUGUUGUUUGGUUUUUGUCUGGUGGUCGCUUUAGUUGUAGAAUCUUUUGGAGAAGAAAAUGACUAUCGAAUGCGCAAGUGUAAGAAAAAGUGUAAAGUUGGAGAAUGCUGCAGGAUAGUAUGGUAUUGGUAUGAAUGCUUUCAACAGAGAGGACUGGGACAGCCUUGUCGCAAGAAGCCGCCUGCUUAUCUCUGUCACCACGGUUGUCGAGAUGGACUGGUGUGUAAACGUGUCGGCCGUCCCACCCCGGCAGGGGAAAGACAUCCUCAUCACCGCAGGCGCUUCAAAUGUGUCCGUCCACCUCCACCUACAGAGGAGCCUGGUUCUGGAGACCUUUACAUGUAGUCUUACAUAAUAAACUCACAUGAACGUCAGCCCAAUCGGGCACCUUGAACCAACUUUUGUUGUUCAGAAUCUGUCAAGAUAUUUAAUAAAGGGUA